Molecule: messenger RNA, 1761 nt
Organism: Capsella rubella
Lineage: Eukaryota; Viridiplantae; Streptophyta; Magnoliopsida; Brassicales; Brassicaceae
Product: probable fatty acyl-CoA reductase 5
Exons: 10
Coding region: 40-1530 (496 amino acids)
Biological process (GO): suberin biosynthetic process; long-chain fatty-acyl-CoA metabolic process
Cellular component (GO): intracellular membrane-bounded organelle
Molecular function (GO): alcohol-forming very long-chain fatty acyl-CoA reductase (NADP+) activity
Source: RefSeq, a predicted model, not a curated record
CAACUUCUUCUGAGUUAAACCAUAAGCAUACUCCAAACAAUGGAACUCAACUCUGUUCAAUUUCUUCGAAACAAGACGAUACUUGUCACCGGCGCUACCGGUUUCCUUGCCAAGGUUUUUGUGGAGAAAAUUUUAAGAGUGCAACCAAACGUGAAGAAGUUAUACCUUUUGGUUAGAGCAUCAGACAACGAAGCUGCGGCCAAACGCUUACGCACAGAGGCAUUUGAGAAAGAUCUUUUUAAGGUGUUGAGAGAGAAUCUUGGAGAUGAGAAGUUGAAUAGAUUGUUGUACGAAAAAGUUGUCUCGGUCCCUGGUGAUAUCGGGACUGAUCAUUUAGACAUAAAGGACUAUGAUCUUGUAGAACGUAUGCAAAAAGAAAUAGAUGUUGUUGUCAAUGUUGCAGCCACAACAAACUUUGACGAGAGAUACGAUGUUGGGCUUGGGAUCAACACAUUUGGAGCUCUCAACGUCCUUAACUUUGCCAAAAAAUGUGUUAAAGCUCAAUUGCUUCUCCAUGUCUCUACUGCUUAUGUUUGCGGAGAAAAGCCGGGUCUACUACCGGAAAAGCCAUUUGUUAUGGAAGACAUUCGUAACGAGAACGGUCUUCGAUUGGAUAUAAACCUUGAAAGGGAACUGAUGAAGAAGAAAUUGAAAGAACUCAAUGAACAAGAUUGUUCAGAAGAAGACAUUACUCUUGCCAUGAAAGAACUUGGAAUGGAAAGGGCAAAGCUUCAUGGAUGGCCAAACACAUAUGUUUUCACCAAAUCAAUGGGAGAGAUGCUUCUUGGUAACCAUAAAGAAAAUCUUCCUCUCGUCAUCAUUCGUCCCACGAUGAUCACUAGCACUUUUUCCGAACCCUUUCCCGGUUGGAUCGAAGGGUUAAGAACCGUAGACAGCGUGAUUAUCGCAUUCGGAAAGGGAGUACUCAAGUGUUUUCUCGUCGAUGUAAACUCAGUUUGCGAUAUGAUACCAGUGGAUAUGGUGGCAAACGCAAUGAUCACUGCUGCAGCAACUCAUGCAGGAGGUUCAAAGGUUCACAUGGUGUAUCAUGUUGGCUCAUCUCAUCAGAACCCUGUGACGUUCGGAGAGAUUCAUGAGAUUGCGGUUCGUUACUUCACCAAGAACCCUUUGCGUAGUCGCAAUGGUUCGCUCAUAACUGUUUCGAAAUUGAGGUUCAUAUCAUCCAUGGCUUUAUUCAGCUUCUACAUGACCUUACGUUACAAACUACCUCUCCAGUUACUAAAAUUGAUUGAUAUAAUAUACCCUUGGAGAAAAGGAGAUAAAUACGGAGACAAGAACCGUAAAAUAGAGUUGGCAAUGAGAUUGGUAGAGCUUUACGAGCCUUACGUACUCUUCAAGGGCAUAUUUGACGAUAGAAACACCAAGAGCUUAUGCGCAAACCAGAAGGAAGAAGAGAGCAAGAGUUCAGAAAAAAUGAUGUUUGAUUUUGACCCAAAAGUCAUAAACUGGGGAGAUUAUCUCACAACAAUACACAUUCCUGGUCUCAUCACUCACGUACUUAAAAGAUAAAACCACAUGCAAAAAGAAAAAAUUAUAUUACAUUUCUGCAUGUAUAUCACUUAAUAAGACAUAUAUAUUUAUUUGUAUACUUGUAAACGUAAUUCUUUUAAAAUAAAACAUAUAUUAUCUUCUGCUUUUCUAUUGGAAAGAGCUAUUUAAUUUGACGAUAAUAAUUGUAUGAUACAUGAUUUGUAAAUUUGUUUAGUUUGGUAUAAGGUUAUUGUUGGUUGGUUCAUUUUA